Erpetoichthys calabaricus (reedfish) is the source of this 1022-nucleotide messenger RNA. RefSeq names its product RING finger domain-containing protein. Lineage: Eukaryota; Metazoa; Chordata; Cladistia; Polypteriformes; Polypteridae. The record is from RefSeq and is a predicted model, not a curated record. Gene Ontology annotation, molecular function: ubiquitin protein ligase activity. Gene Ontology annotation, biological process: protein ubiquitination. Bases 195 to 875 code for a protein of 226 amino acids. The transcript has 2 exons.
CAGAACUUCAGCUGGCAGUGUGAAGAGCAAGUUGUGCGAGUCAGAAGUGAUUUGAGUGAACGCUGACAGUAAAAUCCACGGUGACACAAACACGCAGCUUAAUCAACAACUGCAAAACAUUUCCAGGAAUUACAGCGUUCUGCGCAGUUAUCACCACUGCCAGUCUCCAGUAAGCCUCUCACUCCAUCAAUAGGAUGGCGGGCAUUCCAGGAGCAAUCUCCGACAGCAACAACAACAACAACUACUAUGGCAGCAAACUCGAUGGCCUCGACGUAUCAGAACUUGAGUGUCCAAUUUGUUACCACGAGUACAAUGCUGGCCCCAAGUGCCCAAGGGUGCUGGAAUGCUACCAUGUGUUCUGCACUGAAUGUCUUCAAAAGAUUCAACUAUCCAUGCAGAUCCCUGGACAGUCGAGCCCCUUUCUUAUCCCCUGCCCUCUGUGCCGACACCCAACUCAGCUCCGAAUUGGAGGCGCCCUUUCCCUGCCGGUCCACUCCCAGAUUUUCUCCCAGCUCCCACCACUGGCCUUCCAUCUGAAUCCUUCAAGCCGACUGGCCACUGUAACACAGCAUGUGGUGGUUUCUCUGGAUGCCGCUGAUGCCCGCUUCAUCAUUCUGCCCACUGUCAGUCUGAGGGUGGAACAGAGGAGGGCACUGCGCACAGAGCAGGAACGUGAUGGGUCAACUGCGGUGGGCAGAGAGGAGCCCAUCAGUCUGCAAAACCCAGUACCUCCACCUGUAGCCCGGACCGUCAUGCUACAGAAGCGCAGGAGGGCACUCUUCUUUGUCAAAUGCAUCUCAGUGAUGUUCUGGAUCAUUCUAAUCAUUGUGUCUGUGCUCAGCAUUGUUCACGGGCCGAGCCUUUUUAAUGGAUAGAUGUUGUAUAUACUCUAACAAACUCUUCACGGGCAAAGUGAGGUCUCAAACAUGAUUAAAUAACAAGUGAAAUUCUGGGUUUUUUGGUAAGUAAAACUAUGGAGUGUUUGGUUGAAAAUAAAUAAAAACACAUUCUUCAAUAUAUAA